CAAAAUUAUUACUCGUAUUAUAAUUUCUGGGAUUUCUGGAAUGGGUGAGAUCACGAACAGAGCUUCAACCACCAUCGCCGGGCCUCCACGCCCGCCGCUACUCACCGUCGUUCCCCGCCCGCCCAUGGAAUCCUUCUUCGCGGAUGGGUUCAUACCCGGAUUCAGCCCGGGUCCUAUGUCCCUGGUUUCCAGCUUCCUCGCCGACCCCGAUGUCUGCUCUUUCUCCCAGCUCCUUGCCGGCACCAUGGCUUCCCCGCUCGCUAAUCCUCCCGAGAAGGCGGUUUCCGGCCUGGGAAGUGAGAAGCAGUCGGGAUAUAAGCAGAAUCGGCCGAUGAGCUUGGCGGUAGCUGCUCUCUCUCCUUUGUUCGUCGUCCCACCUGGCUUCAGCCCUUCUAGUUUUCUCAAGUCUCCCGGAUUCCUCUCGCCACUUCAGAGUCCUUUUGGAAUGUCUCACCAACAAGCCUUGGCACAUGUGACAGCUCAGGCUGCAUUAAACCAGUCUUAUUUGCAAAUGCAGACUGAUUACCAUCAAUCUUCACCUCUAGAUGUGUUAGAACAUGAAUCUUCUUCCAUCCGAACCGAAUCAUUCCAAAGUCAACUGGAUGAUGUGUUGUUUGACCAAGAUAGUUUGAAGAAUGAACCCCUAGAGGUCUCCCAAUCACUGAGAAAACCUCCCUCCAAUGCUAUGGAGAGGCCGGCCAAAGAUGGUUACAACUGGAGGAAAUAUGGACAGAAACUUGUUAAGGGAAGCGAGUGUCCACGGAGUUACUAUAGAUGCUCGCAACUCAAAUGUAUGGUCAAGAAGAAAGUUGAGCGGUCCGUUGAUGGGCACAUUACUGAGAUCACAUAUAGAGGGCAGCAUAACCAUGAACUUCCUAACCCUAACAAAAGGAAGAAGGAUGAUUGUGAUGUGGAGGGCAGAGAUAAUGAACAACAGAUGAAGCCUGACACUGCUUCUGGUUGUUUGACUCUAGUUAACGGGUCAAAUGAGAUUGAGUUUUCUGAGUCAGACCUGUUAUCCACCAAAUUACCAUCUCAGGAACUUGAUGAAAUGGAGGAGACAGUUAUUGCAUGUGAUGAGGAUGAUGAACACAUUCCUAAGAAAAGGAGCUUAGAGGCAGAGGUUGUGUCAUCUGCUCCACCCUCAUCUCAUAGAACAGUCACUAAACCCAGAAUCAUAGUGCAGACAAGGAGUGAAGUUGACCUUUUGGAUGAUGGAUACAAGUGGAGAAAAUAUGGGCAGAAAGUAGUCAAAGGAAACACUCAUCCAAGGAGUUACUAUAGAUGCACAUUUAGUGGAUGCAGAGUACGUAAACACGUUGAAAGAGCUUCAGCAGAUCCCAAAGCGGUCAUCACUGCUUACGAAGGCAAACACAAUCAUGACAUCCCAAAUCCAGCUAGGAACACUGCGUGUAGGAAACCCCACUUGCAAUUAAAGGCCGAAAGUUGAUGGCCUGGUGAGGGGCCAAAGCUGUGUGCAAAUUGUGCAUUGGCAGUUUCUGUUAGUUGUAAUCUUUUGGCUUUUUCUCCUUUGGUUGAUUUCUUACCUUCAUCGUCUGGCUUGUAAGUUCUAUAGAUAUGAGUAAUUACCGAGUUGUAAAAAGUGAAAAUCUCAACCUUUUCUACGUUUGUUUUAUUUGCAUUGCCGGAUGUAGUGAAUGUAUAUUUGUAACUUUGGUAAAUUUGUGAAGUAUUCUUCUUGAUAUCUUUACUUAAAAUAUGACAAAAGCUGGUAAUUUCUUUGCCGCAAUUUAAAGUGUUUUGUUAGUAAAGAUUUCGUUAUCCUCCUGUGUUAAAA
Cuscuta europaea is the source of this 1798-nucleotide messenger RNA. NCBI's taxonomy places the organism in Eukaryota, Viridiplantae, Streptophyta, Magnoliopsida, Solanales, Convolvulaceae. The record is from the annotation of a GenBank genome assembly.